AUGGAGACGGUCCGGGUGUUUAACCAGGAGCUAUCCGGGCUGUAUGAAUCCAAACCGCCGAUAUCGAAGGCCAAAAUGGCUUCGAUUACCCGGAGUGCUAUGAAGGCGAUCAAGUUCUACAAGCACGUUGUGCAGAGUGUGGAAAAAUUCAUCCAGAAGUGCAAAUGCGAGUACAAAAUUCCCGGCCUGUACGUGAUCGAUUCCAUUGUGCGACAGUCGCGUCAUCAGUUCGGACCGGAGAAAGAUGUGUUUGCACCGCGGUUUGCACGCAACAUGGAAUCAACGUUUGCGCAUCUGUUCCGUUGCCCGCCGGAAGAUAAGAGUAAAAUAAUUCGUGUGUUGAACCUGUGGCAGAAGAAUAUGGUAUUUUUGCCAGAAGUCAUCCAACCGCUGUUUGACCUUGCGAAUCCGGACCAUCCGAUCCACCAGCAGUACAAUGCGCAGGUGUUGCAGGAGCAGGGAGCAAAUGGGAUGAAUCCUGGUGGGUUGCCCCAUGACUCACCGGUCGGCGGCUCCAUGGGUGGUGGUAUGGACGAUCAUGGUGGCCAGUUACAGAUGGGUGAAACGAAGCAACUUGAUCCGUCCACCAUCCGACAGCUGCAACAAUUCCAGCAAAUUUUAAUGCGUCAAACGUCUGGCGAUCAGGCUAGCACCGUAUCGAAGGAUCAGGUCAAGUUCAACAAGAAGCUGCUAGAUUUCGACUACGGUAGUGAUGAUGAUGAUGAUAAGAAUUCACCAUCGGUACCCUUACCGGGGAACACCGGUAUGCCGGAUUUAUCCCAAAUGCCCGGUGGCAACAUUGCCCAAAUUUUAUCCGACCCGAAUGUGCUGAAGCAACUGCAGAACCUGCAAAAGCUCAAGCAGCAGGACGAGAAGCAAACCAAGCUGUCCGAGAUGCUGCUCAAGGAGGAAAAGUUUGAGAAACACCUUGCCAGCGUGCUGAUGAAGUUACCGUUUGCCAACGAAUGUGACCUUAGCCGACAACCACCGAUUGAUUUGAAUGCUGGUCACUCGAAGGAUGUUGAUACUGACAACGAUGUGGCGAUAACAGGAGUUGAGAUCCUUGGAGAUCCGUUACCGGUUGGUGGAAGCCGUGGAGGCAUCGGGCUGGGAGGCAGCGGUACUGCUGGUGGGAGCGGAAACAACGAUCGCUACAAAUCAUCAUCUUCAUCUUCGAGGCGUAAGAGCAGAUCACGAUCACCGCGCGAUCGCCGUGGAGGUGGCACCAGUGGACGUGGCGGCCGAGGACGAUCGCAUUCCCGUUCACGGUCCGUAUCGCCAAGAUCAUCUCGAAGGCGAUCGUCCCGCGAUCGUGGCGGAACCUCAACGAAAGAUCGGGAACGGGAGAAGGAACACGAGCGGGAACGCAAAAGGAAAGGAUUGCCAGAAAUGAAGAAAGAGCACCUGAGUGUUUGCAGCACGACACUGUGGGUUGGCCAUCUCUCCAAGCUGGUACAGCAAGAGGAGCUAUCCGAUACAUUCGGUAAAUAUGGUGACAUCGUGAGCAUCGACAUGAUUCCUCCACGAGGCUGUGCUUUUAUCGUUAUGAACCGGCGUCAGGAUGCAUUCAAGUCGAUGCAGAGCCUGAAGAAUCAUAAGAUGCACGGACGUACGAUCACGAUCUCCUGGGCCGCUGGCAAGGGCGUUAAAAGCAAGGAAUGGAAAGACUACUGGGAUUUGGAUCUUGGUGUUAGCUACAUUCCUUGGUCGAAGCUGAGCCCCAACACGGAUCUUGAGUCGCUCGAGGAUGGUGGCAUGUUCGAUGAGGACACAAUGCCCCAGUGGAUGAAGGAAAAAUCAUCCGGCGGAACAGUAGGUCUAGGUUCGGCCGCGGCUGCAGCAGCAGCCGCUGCCAUGGGCCUCAGCUUAGCACCAGGUAUGAAUUUGAAGAAGCUGGAUGGGACCGAGUUAUCCACGGCGGCAGCAGCUGCUGCAGCUGCAGCGGCCGCUGGAAUGUUGAACCCAUCGCUAUUUCCGCUGAGCGCAGUUGAUACGAGCCAACCACCACCAACCGCCAUGAUGGGAAUGGGAAUGCCACCCUUCCCAAUGGGCCCUGUUGCACGAUUACCAAUACAGAUGGGAAUUCCGAUGGGUGCUAAUAUGGUGCCUGGGUUAGGAAUGAACGUGCCUCCUCCCGGUAUGAUGCUAUCAGGCAAUCCACCCCCGCUCCCAAUGGGAGGAUACGGUGUGUUACCUCCACCACCACCCUCGUCAAGUUCAUCUGCCACAGGAAUAAUGGGCAACGGUGGAGGAUCGUCGAACAUGAUGAGUUCCAACAUCAGCAAAUCAUCUGCGGAUGAUAUGGAUAUCGAGAUGGAGGACGAACACUCCUCCAAUCCUGCACCAAUGGUUGGUGGUGGUCAAAGUGCCAGUGCGUUCUUUAAUCAACCACCGCCACCUCUAAUGCCUCCGAGCGCAAAUCUUCCCCCGGGGCCACCGGGUAAUGCUGUCGGUUUCUUUGGUGGUUCAGCGGUUGCUGGAAACAUGCAGGAUAACGGUGGUGGCCCAUUGGAUGUGGGUAGCGAUGAUACGGAAGGAGAUCCCAAUAUGGGAGGUGGUCGUGGAGCAAGAGAUUUCUUGCGAGCCAAUGAAGAUAGCAGAGAACAUCUUCGAGGUCGUGGAGGUGAUCGUAACCGGGAGCAACGCGAUCAACGUGGAGGAGGCGGCUUCGAUCGAGGAGCCGGUGGUGAUGGUGGGGCAAGACGCGACCGUGGGGAGCGUGGUAGUCGUUGGGGUGGUGGAGGUAACAAUUUCCGUGGUGGCGAUGGAGCCAACAAUCAGCAAGAUGAUCGGCCUCUUUCUGAACGGCUACGAGAGCUGGCCGGGGUUUUGGAGUUUAACAAUCAACAGCAGCGCGCCGGUGGAGGUGUUGGUGUGGGUGGUCGUAAUUUUGGACGUGGUGGAUAUGAUGGAGAAGGCGAUUUUGGCAAUCGCGAAGGAGACUUUUCGCGACGCGGUGGAAACUUCCAGCAGAAUCGAUUCAAUAACAACAUUGCGGGUGGAAACGGCGAUGGAGGCGGACGCAAUAUGGGCCGUAAUGGACCGUUCGGCAACCAGCAACAAGGUGGUGGUGGUGGGCGCGGUGGUAAUAGCGGAGGAAUGUUUGGCAAUCGAGCAGGUGGUGGAAGGAACAAUAACCCGCAGCAGCGUGGCGGUCAGUUCUUCAACGAUGAUCGUCAACAGGGUGCGUUCUUUGAUCGCGACGAAGGUAGCAAUGGAUACGAUUCAGGUGGCAAUAAUGGUAACAAUGGCAACAAUCGACGUAACUGGAAUGACCGCGCUGGUGGAGCACGUGGCAACAACAGCAACAACAGCCGUGACGAAGGUAACCGUGGCCGAGGAAGACAACAAAACUGGCGCAGUGGUGACGAAAGUGCUGGAAGUGGUGAUGGCGGUGGUGGCGGUCAGCGAUUUAAUAGCGCCCGAGGUGGAAAUAAUAAUCGCAACCAGGGAGGAGGCAAUCGCCCAGGCGGUGUAGCCCGAUGGGACGAUGAUGACGAAUCUUGGGAUGACGCUAAUAAUAGAUCGACUACCGGACGACCGGCCCAAUUCUCAUCCACUAACCGUCAGCGGAGGAACUCCGAAGGAAAUGAGGAGCAAGACCAACAGCAGCACGAUCAAGAGGCUCGUCAAAAUCGUCGGGAAGGUGGACAGUCGGAAACCGAAGAUAUGACGAUAUGCGAUGAUCAAUCGCGGCAUAGUGAGCACGAUUCGCACAAUGCAAUGAGUAGGCAAAGCGGUGAAGGUGAAAACACGGGCGAUCGUCGGUUCCUACGCAAUCAUCAUCACCGAAACGAUGAUGCCGAUGACGAACGACCUCAGCCUAUUCUCUAUUCGCCAGAACCGGAAGAUGAGCCGGAACACACGAACAACAAUCAGUUUUCUGGUGAAGAUAACACCGCCUAUCGCGAUGAACAAAACGCCCACGAUAAAGUGGAAAGUGGUGAAUUUCGUAAUUCUGACAUGGACGAAAAUAAUCACAGCCGGAAAAAUGCGUCUGGCGAUGAACAUUCUCUCAACAUGAACCACCCACAGGAAGAAAACGUUGAAUUUCGUCGUGUUUCGGAAGAACGUUUCGAAGGCCAACGGGAUGAUUCGGCUUCUGCCGUGGAGAUUAAUGUGAGAGAAGCAGCGAAAGAUUAUUCCCACAAUGAAAGAGAGGAAGAAAGCUAUCUGCCUGCUGUUGAUGAUCGUAAUGAGGCAGUGCCGCCACGUUCAUCUUCUCCGCCAAUGGCCUCCUGCCAGGAACUUAAUGUUGAGCCUAACGUUCAAUCAAACGACACCGAGGAAAAUGAAGCAACUCCCACUGAACCGGAUGCAUGUUGA
Messenger RNA from Anopheles marshallii, 4326 nucleotides. RefSeq names its product SR-related and CTD-associated factor 8 (gene Isha). The record is from RefSeq and is a predicted model, not a curated record. Gene Ontology annotation, molecular function: RNA binding. Gene Ontology annotation, cellular component: nucleus. The transcript has 9 exons. Bases 1 to 4326 code for a protein of 1441 amino acids. Lineage: Eukaryota; Metazoa; Arthropoda; Insecta; Diptera; Culicidae.